Molecule: messenger RNA, 2095 nt
Organism: Rhopilema esculentum
Lineage: Eukaryota; Metazoa; Cnidaria; Scyphozoa; Rhizostomeae; Rhizostomatidae
Product: solute carrier family 35 member B1
Biological process (GO): UDP-galactose transmembrane transport
Cellular component (GO): endoplasmic reticulum membrane; Golgi membrane
Molecular function (GO): UDP-glucose transmembrane transporter activity; UDP-galactose transmembrane transporter activity
Source: RefSeq, a predicted model, not a curated record
CCUAUUCUACUUGUUGACGAAUGAAUAUCAUAGGAAGAUGAUUGGCCAAUGAGGAUUGGAAGAGUGUAAUACAACCACGGAAUAUCGUGAAGUUUGAAAAUAAUCGUGAGCUGGAUGGCCUAUGCUGUGAACAUUGAGGAAGUGAAGCCAGAAAGCUCAGUGGCAGACGAACCAAUUAUGUCUAAGAAGCUUAUUUUUUGUUGUGUUGGCAUAUUUGUAUGCUACUUUUACUAUGGGAUUUUACAAGAAAAAAUAACAAGAGUACCUUAUGGCGAACAGAAAGAGAAGUUUACGUAUCCUACAACAUUAGUGUUUUGUCAGUGUAUAGUAAAUGCCAUUUUUGCAUAUGGAAUUAUUCAGAUGUACCAUGGUGAUGUAGAGGAUAAAACUUCAAAAGUGUUAUACUUUCUUUGUGCCCUUACAUACCUGGGUGCCAUGUUAGCUAGCAAUACAGCUCUUCAGUAUAUCAAUUACCCAACUCAGGUCCUUGGAAAAUCCUGCAAGCCCAUUCCUGUGAUGGUUCUAGGAGCUAUUCUAGCCAAGAAAAGAUAUCCUCUCGUGAAGUACCUCAGCGUUCUGCUCAUUGUGCUGGGGGUAGCACUUUUUCUUUACAAGGAUAAGAAAACUACUGUCAAAAGUGAACAAAAAUAUGGUUUUGGAGAGCUACUUUUGAUCGUUUCAUUGACAAUGGAUGGUUUAACUGGUGCGAUUCAAGAAAAAAUGAGAGCUAAGGCGACGACAAAUUCCCAUCAUAUGAUGUUCGCUGUUAACAUGUGGUCUAUCCUUGUACUUGGUUGCACAAUUGUAGCAACUGGUGAAGUAUGGAGAUUUAUCGACUUUUGUACUCGAUAUCCGUAUGUUUGGAAGAACAUGCUUGCGUUUUCAAUAAUGAGCGCUCUUGGUCAGAAUUUCAUUUUUAUGACUGUAUCAAAUUUUGGACCGCUUCCCUGCUCCAUAGCAACAACAACAAGAAAAUUCUUCACAAUCCUUUUCUCUGUCAUCUUCUUUGGAAAUUCGUUAAUCACAAGACAGUGGUAUGCUGUUGCUGUUGUCUUUCUUGGACUCGGUCUAGAUGCAUACUUUGGUAAAUCAAGUAGAAAAUAGCUUAACCUUUGUAUUGAAUAUAGUGAAUUUAGAAUAUCGGGUGUAGAUGUUUCUACAAUUUUAUGGCAAAUAGAUAUUGUUUGUUAUAACCUUGAUUUCCAGUGUGUACUCAAUUUCCACAAAACUUAUAGAUGAUAAUAUUUUGUUUCUAAUUAGAUGGAUUUCAGAUUAAAAGCAAUGAUUUUUUCAACGAAAAUUUCAUGCUAUGAAAUUUUACAGUUAUAAUACGGUCCAUAGAAUACUUAUUGUAAAUCUUUUUGGCCAUGAAUGGCUUGGUGGUUGACAUAACUUGGUGUCAAGCCUAAAUCGUCCUUCCAUCAUUUAGAAUUUUCUUGUUUUCUCAUUUUCCUUUUCCAAAAUGUAAAUUCGAAUUUUCUCCCAAAAUGUUCACUGAUAAAAUGUUCAAAAAUGUUUCGAGAACCAAUACUGAUCUUGCCCUGUUAGGGCCUUUUUACUUGUUUUCUUGAUACAACCACUUCCCAACUGCCGUUCCCUAUAGCAAUAUCAAUAGACUAGGCAAACUACAUACAAUUCGCGAAAAAGGAUUUUGUAAUGUCUUGCGCUUCAUUUGAGUUUUCUAAACUUGUGAACGAAACCUCUGAAAGAAAAAAAGGGACAGUGUAUCGCAGACAUUGACCGUUGGUGUUUCAAGCUCUUUUGGCUAAUUGCUAAAGAGCAGCAAAAUUGUUCUUACAAUAUUUUAAUAGGAACACUUUUAGACCUUUUUCAAUCUUUAAAGCUGUAUGCUUUUAGAUUUAUUUUUGCCUUAGCUGGCCAUCAUAUUCUUUAAAAAAUCAUCCCUGCAAACAUUUAGCUUCCUGUACCUAGUGUAAUAAAUUUCAUUCACAGAGUUGCAAUUUUCUUGACACUUAGCAAAAGUAGUUACUGAGAGAUGAUAUUUAUUUUGCGGUUCUUUAGCAAUAAGCAUUUAAUUGCUAUUAAUUGCUAGUUUUCUUCCAUUAAGAUUGCCUAUAUUGUAGGAAAUGUUGAA